AUGACCGUCAUUGAGAUCGACGUAGUCUUUGACUUCAUCUGCGCCUGGUGUUACAUCGGCAAACACAGCCUUGACCGUGCCAUCGCUCUGUACCGCAAAACCUACCCAGGUGGUCGCAACGACACCAUCACUAUCAAAUGGCGUCCAUUCUAUCUCAACCCGAACCGACACGGGAAGAGCGUGCCCAAGUCCGUUCUCUUCCACGAACGGCUGAAGGACAAAACCCCCGAGCAGCGGGCCGCGAUGGUCAAGCGUCUGGAUAAAGUUGCCCAGUCGGUGGGGGUGUGUAUUAGCUACGAGGGAAUGAUUGGGGCGGAUACGCGGGAUGCGCACCGACUUGUUUAUCGGAGUCGGGAGGAUCCGUCGAUUAGUUCCGAGGUUCAUGGGGAGCUGGUCGAGAAGCUUCUCGAGGCGUAUCAUGCGCGAGGUCUGGAUAUUUCGCGGCUUGAGGUGUUGAAGGAGGUAGCGGUCGGGGCGGGGAUUGAGGAUGCGGUUGUGGAGAUGUGGCUGACGGAGGAUGUCGGCGACAUGGUUGAUGAAGAGGCGAGGAGGUAUCGGGAGGUGGAUGGUAUUCGGGGGGUUCCGAGGUUUCUUUUCCAAGGCAAGUAUGAGUGGGAUGGGGAUGAUCUGUACGAGUUUAUGGAGAUUAUGGGCAAGAUCAAGGCAGAGGAGUGA
This is a messenger RNA of Aspergillus terreus NIH2624, 675 nucleotides long. Its product is annotated as DsbA family oxidoreductase. NCBI's taxonomy places the organism in Eukaryota, Fungi, Ascomycota, Eurotiomycetes, Eurotiales, Aspergillaceae. The record is from RefSeq and is a predicted model, not a curated record. The transcript is spliced from 2 exons. Gene Ontology annotation, molecular function: oxidoreductase activity. Bases 1 to 675 code for a protein of 224 amino acids.